CCGCAGUUCCCGAUGGCUAAUGCGGAGAAGUCUUCUGGGGGUUGACUAGGAGUAACUCUACCCUCCUCCGGAGAUAAAUAAUUACAAGGCCUGACACUUUGAACAUCACACAGCGCGUAGACCUUAGCUUGCUCCCCUCGGCGUCAGCAUGUUUUUGCCAAUGCUAUGUGUGACGGUUGGACUCUGGGCCGCGUCCUGGGCGAGUCUUGUUGCCGGCUCGCCCUGCACGCCCUGUCGGGCAUCGAAAUACAUGACCGUCGACACGUCCAACGGUCCUAUCACUGGGCACAUGGCACCGAAUAGCGAGUGUGUUGUUGAAUACCUGGGAAUUCCGUACGCAAAGCCUCCGGUCGGCGACUUGCGUUUCGCCCCGCCCGAGACGCUCACCGACACAAAUUCCUUCGACGCCGCCAAUUUCGGAUAUGACUGCCCCCUCACGGCGUCGAAGCCGGUGGAUUAUCCCGACAUGACGCCCCAGGCACAGCGGAUUAUAUCCUAUUUCGCAUCCGCCGCCGGCACUCCGCAGAGCGAGGACUGUCUAACCCUGAACAUCUGGUCUAGGGCGACCAGGAGGUCAGACAAAUCCAACAAGCCUGUGUUGGUCUUCUUCUAUGGCGGACGUUUCACCAUCGGCAACACAAACAGUCCAUUCUACAACGGGGAACAUUUCGCCCAGGCCGAAGACAUCGUUGUCAUCAGCGUCAACUAUCGUAUCAACAUCUUCGGUUUCCCCGGUGCCCCCGGCGAGACACAGAAUCUCGGGUUGCGCGACCAGCGUGCUGCAAUUGAGUGGAUCCGAGACAACGUUGCCAACUUCGGCGGCAAUCCCGACAAGAUCACCAUUUCUGGCCAAUCUUCAGGCGGCGUGGCUGUCGACUACUGGUCAUAUGCAUACACAAAAGAUCCCAUCGUGAACGGGCUUAUCGCCCCGUCCGGUAAUGCUUUUAGCUUCCCUGUCAACAGCCCGGAGAUCCCAGAGAAGAACUGGAACACGGUUGCGGAGUCUGUUGGCUGCGCCGAUGCUGAGGAUGUCAUGGACUGCAUGCGAAAGGCAGACUGGGAGGACAUCCGCGCGGCUGCAGCUGCCGUCAAGCCUAUCGCCAGCACUAGCGUUCUCCGGUCUAUUCCGCCAUUCUAUCCCACCCCCGACGGCGAGAUUGUCUUCUCCGAUUAUCUGAGCCUCACUAAAGCCGGGAGCUUCGCGAAACUGCCCAUCCUCUUCGGAAACAACAACAAUGAGGCAGGCUACUACCGCAUCCCUGCCUAUGGCAACGGCGUUGUGCCGACCGACGAGCAGGUCGCGACAUUCCACCUCGAGUCCUUCACAUGCCCCGUCUCAUUCCAGGCCGGUGCCCGCCGUGCCCAUGACAUCGCGGCUUGGGCGUACCGCUACCUCGGAGACUGGGAUAAUACUCGCUUGUAUCCCACCAGCGGCGCGUACCAUGGGGUUGACUUGCAUAUGAUUUUUGGUGGUUCUGCAGAUGUCAGCGGGUUGCCUACGUCGGAGGACCAGCAAAAGCUUACAAAGCUGAUGCAGCAUGCAUGGUUCUCAUUCAGCAACGAUCCAUGGUCUGGAUUGCAUGGGCUUGGAUGGCCAGAGUUUAACCAAGAGAAAAAGACGUUGAUCCUUCUUGGGAAGGACAACAAACCGUCGGCGGAGUUUGUGAAGCCAUCGGAAUAUGAUUCGCCGUGCUCAACUAUCACGCUUGGUGCGCUUGGGACGCCAACGCCUACAACUUGA
Phialemonium atrogriseum is the source of this 1741-nucleotide messenger RNA. Its product is annotated as Alpha/Beta hydrolase protein. Bases 149 to 1741 code for a protein of 530 amino acids. The record is from RefSeq and is a predicted model, not a curated record. Lineage: Eukaryota; Fungi; Ascomycota; Sordariomycetes; Cephalothecales; Cephalothecaceae. The transcript has 2 exons.